Molecule: messenger RNA, 1773 nt
Organism: Myotis davidii
Lineage: Eukaryota; Metazoa; Chordata; Mammalia; Chiroptera; Vespertilionidae
Gene: YDJC
Product: YdjC homolog (bacterial)
Exons: 5
Coding region: 496-1452 (318 amino acids)
Biological process (GO): carbohydrate metabolic process
Molecular function (GO): deacetylase activity
Source: RefSeq, a predicted model, not a curated record
UGAAAUCAAUAAAAAACAUUUUUUUUAAAAAAAUGAAACAUUACAAAAAUGAGAUAACAUUGAUAUGAUCAUUAUUUCUCAAAACGUGGGGAAGGAGAGAAGAGGAAUUAGGUGUGUCUAUUUGCUUAGGGAAAAUCCUGGAAGGACACUGUCUCCAGAAAAUUGACAGUGGUAAUCUCGGGGAAGGGUAAGCGAUUUCUUUCUUCAGGCUUUCUCUUCUGCAUGUUUCAUACUAAAUGUUAUUUCUGCAGUCGCUGAAAGCGUCGCGUUGCAAUAAAUCUAGCCCUGGCCGUGGUCGGCUUGGUUUGGAGCCCACCGGGAGGCGGGAGGUCGUUGCAGGGCCACGGCGGGGCCACUAGGUGGCAAGAACAAAGGCGAAGUGGGGACGCGUCCGGGUGUGGGCGUCGGGGAGGGGCCUGGGCUGCGUUUCAGGGCGGAGCCUGGACUGGCCGGCUCACUCCCAUCAGGUGCCCAGCCGCGCGCUCUGGCUGAGGGAUGGCUUGGCCGCGCGUGCGGCUGGUGGUGACUGCGGACGACUUUGGGUACUGCCCGCGGCGGGAUGAGGGCAUCGUGGAGGCCUUCCUGGCCGGAGCUGUGACCAGCGUGUCCCUGCUGGUCAACGGCGCGACGGCGGAGAGCGCGGCGGAACUGGCCCGCAGGCACCGAAUCCCCACGGGACUCCACGCCAACCUGUCCGAGGGCCGCCCCGUGGGCCCGGCCCGCCACGGCGCCUCGUCGCUGCUCAGCCCCGAAGGCUUCUUCCUGGGCAAGAUGCGAUUCCGGGAGGCGGUGGCAGCCAAAGAUGUAGCUUUGUCCCAGGUGCGGGAAGAGCUGGAGGCGCAGCUGAGUCGCUUCCAGGAAUUACUGGGCAGGAAACCCACCCACGUGGAUGGGCACCAGCAUGUGCACGUGCUCCCAGGUUGGUGGCGGGGGCUUGCAGAGGCGCUGCAGGCCCAUGGGGUGCGCUUCACACGCCUGCCGCUGGAGCGAGGAUUGGGCGACUGUACUUGGCUGGAGGCCCCCGCUCGCGCCUUCGCGUGUGCAGUGGAGCGCGAUGCCCGGGCUGCUGUGGGCCCCUUCUCCCGCAGUGGCCUAAGGUGGACGGAUGCCUUCGUGGGUCUGAGCACCUGUGGCCGGCACAUGUCUGCUCAUCGUGUGUCAGGAGCACUGGCUCGGGCCCUGGAAGGUACACACACAGGUCACCCCCUGACAGCGGAGCUGAUGGCCCACCCAGGCUACCCCAGUGUGCCUCCCGCUGGAGGCUGCGGUGAGGGCCCCGACGCCUUUUCCUGCUCUUGGGAACGGCUGCAUGAGCUGCGUGUCCUCACAGAGCCCACGCUGCAGACCCGGCUGGCCCAGGAUGGCGUGCAGCUCUGUGCCCUCCAUGACCUAGAGUCCAAGAGACCUGGUGAAGCCACUCUAGCAACCUUCCUGGAGUCCUCCCAACCAUGACCCUGACAGCCAAGGACUAAUGCCUUAGUGCUCAGGGACGUGGCAAGGUUUGAGCUUUGGCACAGCCCACAACCAAACCCAGAGGGGGUUCUGUGACUUCCCUGGCAGAAUGAUGCCACCUCUUUGCCCAGAUCCUCAUGCCUCAGUGUGAUAGCCAGACCUUUGGCAAGCCCUUUGGCUGCAGGUGGGUCAGCCUGUGAUAUCUCAGCAUGGGGCCUGCCAAACAUUUUCUGCUCUUCACAUUUCUACGUAAGCAUCGUCUUUGUUUAGGCGUAGUGGGGAGAGACCACUAUAUUAAUAAAAUAAUGUGUCUUGUAAAAA